Opisthorchis viverrini is the source of this 1917-nucleotide messenger RNA. RefSeq lists its product as hypothetical. NCBI's taxonomy places the organism in Eukaryota, Metazoa, Platyhelminthes, Trematoda, Opisthorchiida, Opisthorchiidae. Gene Ontology annotation, molecular function: transcription corepressor activity. Gene Ontology annotation, biological process: negative regulation of DNA-templated transcription; regulation of transcription by RNA polymerase II. The transcript has 8 exons. The record is from RefSeq and is a predicted model, not a curated record. Bases 19 to 1359 code for a protein of 446 amino acids. Gene Ontology annotation, cellular component: histone deacetylase complex; transcription regulator complex.
CGCGAAACUCCUGGACCAAUGGGCGAGAUGUUGACCCGGGGCCGUUUAUCGCAAUCAUUCUCCAAUUCCGACCAAGACGCAUUUGAAAAUGCUGUGAUUCGCGUUGGCCCUGAAUUUCAAGUUGAUUUGCCCCCGUUCAAAGGAGAGCCUUCUCCACAUAUUCUGAGCCAGCCUGACCGAGGCGUCGCACUUUGGCACCCCAUACACGAAACUUUCAACAAAGAGUUGGAGAAGUUCCUCUCUGUGGCUAUAUCUGAGCACAGCUAUUCCGAAGAACAGGCGCUUGCUCUACUAACCUGGCACAAGGCUGAUUUCGAAAGGGCUCAGGCUGACCUACCCAAUUUCAGUCCCCUGAAAUACGAAUGGACCCCAUCAGAACGGAGGAUAUUUUUUAUCGCAUUAGACUAUUACAAUAAACAGUUUCAUAAGGUCAAAAAGCUGUUUCCCAAUCGUACAGUGAAUGAGUUGAUUCUCUUCUACUAUUUGAACAAGCGCAAUCAACAGACCCUUUACGAGAUGAGUCUACACGGACCAAAGUGGGCUGGGCUACAUCGGCGGGGUUAUCUGACUCCGGGACUCUUGGCUCACGCCACCGACAUCAGCCCAAUCAAACCGGAUCCGACCCAGAAACUUUCUCUCGGAUUAGAUCCAACCGAUCAAGUAGAUAUGGAAAUUCGUCGUUACCUGGAUUCACUCCACGGCAAACUUGGUCCUGAUGGGGACAGAGAGGAUGAUCAAGAAGCGCCACCUUCAUCGGUUCUAGAAAGUGGGGAUUCCGACGAAUCAAGUGUCCAAACGCCUGCAGGAAGCUCUCAGAAAGAUAAUGGAGGUGACGAUUUGGAAGAAGGAAAGUCCUCAAAGGCCUCACAAGUUGGUCGUAAACGACGUCGUCCACGUGGUCGACCACGUACCACCAAUGGCAAUCAUAGCAACAAUGACAGCAUUGGUUUACCUUUCCCGAAUUCUAUUACGGGCGUCUAUAACGCACUGGCUGGUCGCAUUUCCAUGCGAAAGCAUGCGCGCUUUGAGGAGCAGCUUGCUGCAGCUGCGACUAUGUCCGCACAAAACCCCGUCCAGUCAACCACACCGGUUGAUGUUUUUGAAGCAGUACGUCGAGGCUCUCGACGGGGCAUUAUACAUUCAUCAACUCCACCUGCUCCGAGAGCGAAACUUCCCGAUGGAGUGUACUACGUACACAAACAAUUUGUACAUUCCUGCCGUACUUCUGCCGCCAAACAUAAGGACGAACUUCGUCGACUAGAAGACCUGGCCCAAAGCCUAAGUGUUCGAGUGGACGAAAAUGUUCGUGUAAGACUUGGCGUGUCUUUCUGUGGCCUUCGCAACCACGCUUCCACCUGAUUCAUACCAGAACCCUCAACCCGCAUCACCAUCAUCAUUAAUGUGCAGUCAGUCAGUCAUCUGAAUCUAUAGCUGAUCUACUUUAAAAUACAUCGUAAAGCCUCCCGUGCAAAUAGUUUGCUAGAUGGGAUGUCGAACUUACGGCCGCCAGUUUUACCGAUGGACCCUAACUGGAGCCCUGUAGACAUCCAGCUGGCCAGCCAGGCCGUGAGCGAACUGGGACGAGACUACGUUGCCAUUGCGGAUCGCCUCGUCAACAAAACACCCAGCAUGGUAGCUACCCUGUUCGAAUUGUACAGUCAACAUUUGAAUCUCAACGAACUGGCGUCCAUGGCCCCCGUUGUCCUACUAUAGUUGGGGAUGUCAGUCCCUCGUAAUAUGGCAACGCAACAUGUCCCUUCAAAUGAUGAACCACAUAUCACGGGAUUUUCCUUCAUGUAACGUUUCUCCUAGCGGUUGCCCAUUAUGGAGCGCAGUGCUUUUCACUCACCCUAUCACGGUUAUGUAUUCUCCCCUAUGGUUAUCAGUCACUGUGUGUACAUAUUCAUUCAUUUUCUG